Molecule: messenger RNA, 733 nt
Organism: Drosophila bipectinata
Lineage: Eukaryota; Metazoa; Arthropoda; Insecta; Diptera; Drosophilidae
Source: RefSeq, a predicted model, not a curated record
AUGUUUCGACGGCAAUCCCUGAUCCUGGUAACCUGUUUGUUUGUGGGCGCCUCCUUGGCCCUCAAACUUCACGCUACGAACAGAACCAACGUCCAUAUCCAGAAACUAGAGCAGGAAAACAGAGAGCUAGCAGCCACCCACCCAGACACCUUUAGGAGCUGUUUUGACUUCUACUCACCCAAACUUAAUGCCAUUGUAGUGCAGUACGCGUCUGCAUUUGAAUACUGUACAUCGAACUUUACUAUGGCGAAGGACAUUAUUAAUCGAAACUACUUGCCAUCCUACUAUUAUAUUGGAAACCAGCUCAAAACUUCGUGCAUUCAUAUCGUUGAUUACCACAUUUGGACCAGGGAACAACCAACUCUUGAGGAACUGGUCAAUCGUCUGGACUAUAUCAGUGCAGAUUCCGCCCAGAGCUCAAAGACAUUCUACGGUAUUUCCGCAAAUGCUACCGAGGUUGCUACACAAUUGGAAGGAGAGUAUCUUACUUUAAACACCCAAAAAGAUAUAUGUUUGAAUAAUGCAGAGGUCAAGUAUGUGACGGAAACCGCAGACACCUACGAUGUCUUAAACGCAUGUCUUAGGGGAGAAAAUAAUAAAGUAAUCGACGUAUAAGUUAACUACUUCUAAGCCUUGUAAGGAUCUACCUACACCUGAGGCAAUGGAACAUUUUGGUUUAAAUGGCUCUAAAAAUACUUUUAGUGGAAAGUCGUUUAAAAAUUGAAUAAAGAAA